Cucurbita pepo subsp. pepo (vegetable marrow) is the source of this 2908-nucleotide messenger RNA. NCBI's taxonomy places the organism in Eukaryota, Viridiplantae, Streptophyta, Magnoliopsida, Cucurbitales, Cucurbitaceae. The record is from RefSeq and is a predicted model, not a curated record.
AAGUUGAGUGAUUCGAGAUAACCGUGUCGGCAUCUUGAAGGUCAAGUUGUCAAUAAUCUUCCCUCCGUUGCAAUCUUCUCGUAAUUACAAAUUCCAAGUGAUCGGUUGAAUUCGAUUGCUUGUCUCAUUAGAUAAUUCGAGUUCUUCGUUGUCCCAGAUGCGAGAAUCUCUUGCUUGUUCUGUUCUUAGAUGUCUGAAUCUGCUUUAAUCCUAUUAUUCUCUCUUGGUUAGCUGCUGAGAAAUUAAUUUUAGGGUUUUUUUUCUGAGUCUAAGUGGUACUGUCCAAGCAUGGAACCAUCUGUAAAAGAGAGGGUCUUAAGGUCUAGAAGGACUGUCUUUAGCAGUAGUUCAAUUAGAACAAAUGAUAGAGAGGAUAUAGAUGAUUAUGAGAGGAGAAUUGGGAAGGACACCAAGGGGGUUUGGUCUAUGCAGAGUUUUGGUGAUAAAGAAGUUGGUUUAGUUGAAGAAACACAACGUAUCGAGAAUUGGAUUCGACGAAAUAAUAUUGAACAUGACAUGGAUAUUUAUGUUAAUCCUAUUGGAGCAGCGAGAACCCGAGCGACUUUUGAGCAUCAAAGAGUUGAAAGAGAUGCAUUCACAGGGUAUUCUGGAAAUUCUAUGGCUAUUGCUGAUAGAAUAGGUGUUCCGAAUUUCCAUUAUCCUAGUGAUCGACCUUCGAGUUCUAACGUGGAUCGGCUCUAUGGUCAUCCGGAGUCUAAUCAGGACUAUGAACGUCCUUUAGAUGGUUUAGACCCGAAUCGAGCUGAACUACUUAGAAGGUUGGAUGAGUUGAAAGACCAAAUUAUUAAGUCUUGUGAUGUGGGAGAUAGACCAAAAGUUGUUGAGAGAGCUGCAGUCGAUCCGUACUAUGGUCGAGCUACUUAUAAUGUCCCGAUGCAAUCUUCGACAAGAAGCCCGCCGCACAUCUAUGAGCCUCAUUACGUGGAUCGGGGCAAUGGAACCUUUCCAGCAACGGGUCAACAUCAGAGAAAUGGUGAGGAGUUUUUGCAUCCUCCAAGGCAUGUUGUGAAAGAUAUACCAUUGUAUGAGGAUCGGUUUCAGGAGCAAAUGAAAAGAAAGACAAACUAUCCUCCACGGCUUCCUCACGAACACUAUCCAGAAAGCUUCAUGGAUUUGAGAGCGCCAAACUCUCCUAUAAGCAAUGCAAGCAAUCCAAAAGAGUCAAUCAAAUCUAGCACGUAUUGUAACGAGAAUCCUGUAACAGUUGGACUCACGGCUUCCAAUCUACAGCGUGCUGGUCGGUUUCCAUCUCAAGAUGCACUUCCACACUCGAGACAACUUAGUGAGCUUGAUUCAGAGAUUGAUGGUUUCAGUCCGGUUCGUCCAAGAACAUCUGUAGUUUUGCGAAGAAAUGGAAAAUCUCGUGAUGCCAUCGCUGGUGGUGCUCCAUUCAUUGUGUGCAAUAGUUGCUUGGAAUUACUAAAACUUCCCAGAAAACUUUACAAGUUGGAGAUGGAUUGGCAGAAACUACAGUGUGGUGCUUGUUCGGUUGUCAUUAUCGUAAAAGUCGAAAACAGAAGGCUUGUCGUUAGCGUUCCAGCUGAAGUCAAGCCCAAAGAAGUUUCUCCUGACGAUGGUUCCCCCAAAAGAGUUGUCAAUGCUACCAGCUCUCUAGAAAGCUCUGAUAAUUCUAGUCACAAAUCGAUCGGUACCGACCACAACAAGCCCUCAGACGGUCGAGAUUCAAAUCUUGGUGAAACUAUAACGCAGGAGCUAACUUCAUCUCUCAUUUCUUCCAAGGAAAAAGAGACCCCAGCUAUAACUUGUGAUCCCCUGCCUACAAAAGAUGCACCAUCUUUAACAAAUUCUGACAACCCUUCUUAUGAUGAACCUAGCAAAUACAGAGAGGAAAUUGAAAAUAAUCAGGAUACUGCGAUAAACGAUGUCACUGGACCAAGUGAGUUGGACGUCUCGUUUGAAGAUUAUUCGAACAUUCAUAUUUCUCAAGAUUCUAUGGAAAUAAGCAAAGAAGAAGAAGAAGAAAAUCAAAGCAAGAUCAAAAGCAAUGAAGAAUCUGAAACCUUUUUUGUGGAUCUCAGCAAGAACAACUUAAGAGAUUUUUCAAGAUCAAGUGAAAUUACUGAUAAUGGAAGGCCUACUGUUUCUGUUAAUGGCCAGCCUCUACCAGCUCAUGUAGUCAAAAAGGCUGAAAAGCUUGCUGGGCCCAUUCUCCCAGGAGAUUAUUGGUAUGAUUAUCAAGCUGGAUUCUGGGGUGUAAUGGGACAUCCAUGUCUUGGCAUUAUUCCUCCAUUUAUCGACGAGUUCACAUAUCCAAUGUCGAGGAACUGUGCUGGUGGAAACACUGGAGUUUUUGUCAAUGGGAGAGAGCUUCAUAAAAGGGAUUUAGAGUUGCUUUCUAGCAGAGGGUUGCCUACUACUACGAAUAAAUUAUAUAGAAUCGACAUUUCGGGAAGAGUCGUAGAUGACGAUUCCGGAAAAGAGUUAUAUAACCUGGGAAAACUCGCCCCGACCAUUGCUAAGGUAAAACAUGGGUUUGGCAUGAAAGUACCAAGAACACUCAAAGUGACAGACACAAGCAUUUAAGUUUUGGAAAUCCUCCUUCAGAUGCAGCACAGCAGCUUCCGUUUCGUGUAAAAGAAGCCGAUUGCCAAUGCAGCAAUCGACCCAACCCGACUCGACGCUUGUACAUUAAAUCAAAUCAAUGGUACACACCCAUACCUUGUGGAACUCGAAAUUUUCUUUAGAUUCUUUCUAAGUUGUGAGAUUGUUUGUCUGAGUAUAUAAAUUUGAAGUUUGUGUUAGGAGGUGAUUGCAUUCAGAAAUGGCUCAAAACUCGGGGAAAAAAAAACAUAAAUGUUGGUGAGAAUUUCUCAUCCAUGUACAAGGAGCAAGAUUAAUUAAUAACCAUGAAUUCAUGUUCCUACGA